UGACGUUCUUUAACCCCGUGGCUUUAUGAAAGCCGAUAUAGGGGCAGUAUCCGCACGUCCAGAAGGUGUUUCCGAGGUAUUAUAUAUAGUCAAGUAGCAGGAGCUGGUUUUGGAGGAGUCAGACUUACCUCAUCGGGCUUUUUGUGAUUGAGCUGCUUCCCGACUGGUCGUCUCCCGCUCCUCCGCCAGCGACAACAACACAAGCCACGGGGACGAGCCAGCGGACGUAACGCUAGCCAAGAGGGGAAGUGGGCUCCGUCUUCUCUUUCAUCGGGCAGAUGCUCCCAGCCGCCCAGCUUGACAGGAGUGAUGGGAUGUGUCAACUAGGAGAGGAACUCCUUGAUGAUGAUAUUGGACUGAGGGAUCCGUCUGCAGUGUUCACACCAGAGCAGAGAGACAUAGGAGGGACCGAGGAGGAAGAAGAAGACAUUGACGAAGAAAAGAUGGGAGUGGGGAAGAACACCACUGCCAAAUCGAUGGACAGCAGCAGCGAGGGCGGAAAAUAUGAAGAGGAGGCCAAACAUGGAGCCGAUUUUUAUCCUAUUCCAGUUGUGGUAAACGGAGUUGGCGGAGCCACCGGAGAUCAGGACACUGAGAACACCGAGUUGAUGGCAAUCUACACCAAGGAUAAUCAAGCAGCAGAGAAGAGCUCAAUUUCAGAGACACUCGACAGCACAGACAGCAUGGAUGUGAGAAGGAUGGACAUGAUCUAUACCAUUGAAGACACCCCACCCUGGUACCUGUGUGUGUUCUUAGGCUUACAGCACUACCUGACGUGUUUCAGCGGGACCAUCGCCGUCCCGUUCCUUCUCGCAGAGGCCAUGUGCGUCGGCUUUGAUCAGUGGGCCACCAGUCAGCUCAUCGGGACCAUCUUCUUCUGCGUCGGCAUCACUACCCUGCUGCAAACGACGCUGGGCUGCAGGUUGCCUUUGUUCCAGGCCAGUGCAUUUGCUUUCCUUGCGCCAGCCAGAGCCAUCCUGUCUUUGGAGAAAUGGAAAUGUAACAGCACAGCAGAGCGUCCGUUCCUGAACGGGACAGAGCUUCUGCACACCGAGGACAUCUGGCACCCCAGGAUACGUGAGAUCCAGGGUGCGAUCAUCGUGUCGUCCCUGAUCGAAGUCUGCAUUGGAGCUCUGGGUUUGCCCGGGAUGCUACUGAAGUACAUCGGGCCCCUGACCAUCACUCCCACCGUGGCCCUCAUCGGGCUCUCGGGCUUCCAGGCUGCAGGCGAGAGGGCUGGAAAACACUGGGGCAUCGCCAUUCUGACUAUAUUUUUGGUGCUGCUCUUCUCUCAAUACGCCCGAAACGUUCACUUCCCCUUGCCGAUCUACAAAGCUAAGAAAGGCUGGACGUCCUACAGGCUGCAGGUUUUCAAGAUGUUCCCGAUCAUUAUGGCCAUUUUGGUGUCAUGGCUGCUGUGCUUCAUUUUUACGGUGACUGACGUUUUCCCACCGGAGGAGAACAAGUACGGUUUCUACGCCCGCACUGAUGCACGUCAGGGAAUCCUGAAAGCUGCGCCGUGGUUCAAGAUCCCCUAUCCCUUCCAGUGGGGGACUCCCACCGUCACGGCUGCAGGUGUGAUCGGCAUGAUGAGCGCCGUGGUGGCCAGCAUCAUCGAGUCGAUCGGCGACUACUAUGCCUGCGCUCGCCUCUCCUGCGCUCCUCCACCGCCGAUCCACGCCAUCAAUCGGGGAAUAUUUGUAGAGGGCAUUUCCUGUGUGCUGGACGGCGUUUUCGGGACAGGAAACGGUUCCACCUCCUCCAGUCCGAAUAUCGGUGUCCUGGGAAUUACAAAGGUGGGCAGCAGACGUGUGAUCCAGUACGGCGCCGCCAUGAUGCUGCUGCUGGGGCUUGUGGGUAAAUUCAGCGCCCUGUUUGCCUCUCUGCCCGACCCGGUCCUGGGCGCUCUGUUCUGCACGCUGUUUGGGAUGAUCACGGCGGUGGGCCUCUCCAACCUGCAGUUUGUCGACCUCAACUCGUCCAGGAACCUCUUCGUCUUGGGCUUCUCCAUCUUCUUCGGUCUUAUGCUGCCCAGCUACCUGAAGCAGAAUCCGCUGGUCACCGGUAUAGUUGAAGUCGACCAAGUGCUCAACGUGCUGCUCACCACUGCUAUGUUUGUUGGAGGUUGUGUUGCCUUUAUUUUGGACAAUACUAUACCUGGUUCCCUGGAGGAACGUGGCAUCAGGAAGCUGAACCGAGGAACCGGCCUCAGCACCGCCGAACUCGAAGGCAUGAGCUCCUACGAUCUGCCUUUUGGAAUGGCCUUCUUCCGCAGACAUGCCGUCUUCAAGUACAUCCCCAUCAGCCCCGUGUUCACCGGCUACCGCUGGGGGCGGCUUCAGGAGGGCGGCAGGCGCCGGAUGGGACACGGGGACGUGGGGAAGCGGGGCGGGGCUGAGGGCGGCAACACGCCAGGGGAAAGUCGGGUAUAGCCCUCGUCCUGGGAGGGAUCUUAGAUUUUCAGGGGGCGAGGGAUGGUACACUAAGGUGAAAUGUUGGGAGCACAGACAGAAGCUGAGCAGGAUUGUGUGGAAGGAAAGAAUACGUUGCACCAACUUCCCCGUCGGUAUCAGUUUUCUUCGACUUGUCUGUGUCUUUCCCCACUUCCCUCUAUGCUAUUUUCAAGCAUGCUGUAGCAAGUCACAGCAUGCGUUAAAAAGAUGUCACCAUGCAGAGGUCAGUCAGUCUGUGUGUGUGUGUGUGUGUGGAAGGAUAAAACAAGCUUCUUUCCAGAAGGAGACUAAUGGAUAUCAAAUCAGAGCCUGCGUCUCCUAACUGCUGCUAAUUUACUCUCCCUGAAUCUGCUCAUAGGAGACCUUCUACUAAAAGCACAGCAGGGUGGAUAAUGUUGCCUCUAAACUUUGUUAUGCAACCACAUUAGUCACUCACACACAAACACAGACGGCCUCAGUAGAAGUAGUUUGAGCGCUACGAUGCACGAUGUGGGGUCAUGCAGACUGAUAGAAGUAGUUUGUCAGAUGCCCUUAGCCAUGCAAAGUGAUUGUGAGAUUUAUUUUUACUUUUUUGCACUAUCUGCCUCCUGAUUUUAAUACUAGAAUGUCAUUUUAAAGCCGAGUCGUUUUCUUUAUUCAUUAGCAUCGGAACCAAAUCCCCUUUUUUUUUUUUUUUUUUACAUAUAAUGAGGAUAAAUCCCAAACAUUUAGGCAAAAUUAUCACCUUUAGUACUAGUUUACAUCUCCUUACCGUGUCAGUAUUAUGCAGAAGAAACUGACAGUCAGACCGACUUUAUGGAGUUGAAUUAGUGACUCUAAAUGGAGUUAAACAGAGUUUGGUUAUAUUUAUUUGUUUUACAUGUCAACCUGACAUUUUCAGAAGCUCUGACGACGCACACGGCAGCAGACGCGUGGCCUUGUGGUGCAGCCUUCAUGUAGCGUAUUCAGUAGCGGGUUAACUGAAUGCUCCACAGGCGCCACACAUUCCUGAUUCCAUGUCUGGGUUUGGUCACUUAUUCUUGUUUUUUCUUUUUUUAGUAGCAAGGUGCUGCUGUUUAAGUUUACUUCCCUGAAUCAAAUCCUGACUUUCUGUUGUUCUCAUUACUACGGCGCCCCCUAGGGGACAUGGGGGAUUUUCUAAAAUAUUUUUUUGUUUUGCAUUACCUCGCAAAAGUAUUGUAUUCCUUCGCAAUAGAUUACAGUCAGAGUGAUGACAAAUGUCGGUUUAAAAUUACACACACAAACUCUUAAAGAGUCUCGGUGAAAACGUGUUUAUAUAUUUUUAACUCUUUGGUGCAGAAAAUUUGUUUAUAAUCAACCUACUAACUGUGUUCAUUUUUGUUUCCGAAAUAUCUUUCAGUGGAGAUGGAACUGCACAUGAAAAUGACCUUUUAUUAACCAUUUUAAAAACACACAACCUAAACUAUCAGAUGGCAAUAUAACUCAUUGAAAAUAAUAGUUUGGAUGUAUUUUUAAUUUCUUUCAUUCAAGUUUCUCUUUAGGUUUUAAACAGGGAUAGAAAUCCCAUGUUUGAUGUUUGGUUGUGGGGCAUUUGUAUCCCAAAGAUGUAAAACUUCAGAUAUCUCACAAAUUAGAUAUUAACUUGCAUCUAAAAGCCUUACAAAAACCUUAUAUUGUAGCAGAAAGACCCUGAUUAUUCAAAAUGCUGCAUGAACUGACUAUCAAAUACAUUAUUGUGAGAGAAUGCAAUACUUCUGCAAGAGAACUCCAAAUAAACUUCUCCAUGUCUCUUAGGGGCUCCGUACAUUAAAAUGCACUGUAGAAAUAUUAAAAUAUUGAUACUUACAUUUUAAAUUUUUUUCAUAUGAAAACCACAAACUUUAAUGGUUUUAUGUGAUGGAAGAACACAGAUUAGGGACUAAUUCAGAGUUUGAAAGAAAUGAUUGAUGAUUUCAAAAGGUUUUUAUGAAUAAAAACCUGAAAAGUGUGGCCUGCUUGAAUAUUCACCACCUCUGAUUCAAUACUUUCAAAGCCACCAGUUGCAGCUGCAGGUUUUUGGCCAGUUCUGCUUUGCUUGGAUGGCUAAAGGUCAGAUUGGAUGGAAAUUAUCAAUGAACUUUGCUCCACACUUUUCAGAUUUUUAUUUGUAUUAAAUAAAUUGUUGCUUCAUGAAAAAUGUGUUAAAGUUUAAGUGAUGUGAAUGGCUUUAUGCCGUUACAAAAUAUGAAUCCCAGCUGAGAGUUUAUCAAACCAAAAUUUACAUUUUUGCUUCUUUUUGUUGUUUCCAGUUUUCCUGUUACAGAAAACCAAAAUUUUAAAAGUUUUAGCAUUUGUUACUACUGAGAUCCUUCAGCACUUAUUUCUUUUAUUAUGGCAGUUUUUUUUAUUUAUUUAGGUGUUAUUUUGCAGGUUAGUUUUAAACCGUAUCUUGAGUUUACAUCCCCUGAUCCGAUAAUCUCUGGCUUCAGCACCUUGUUUGUUUAGUCGUUUUUAUUGUCAGAUUUAUUUUGCUUCUAUUCCAUUCCAUUUAUAGGUGCUUGUAUUUUAAGCCAGGAAAAUGAAACAUUCAGAAGUUUUUCAAUUUUAAGCGCUGGGGCCUUUUUGUUAUUUUUUAUUUUUUUAUUUUUUUUUUUACUGCAAGUGCUUGCACAUAAAGUGGUGCCAACAACAUCAGGGUCCAAAUAGGCAACUCCCACUAAACUGGACUCUAAAAUGUCCUCCUUCAGUAGGUGUUAAAACAUUUUAUUAAAUGACCUGAACACGAGUCGCUGAAUGUCUUCUAAGGGCCUUUUUUUAUUUAUUGAUUGUAGGAUCUGAUUAUAGAUUCUGUCCUGUAGUGACUUCACUGAUUUCACUUUUAAAAGUUGUUCUUCCAUUUUAUCCAGAAGUGAUUCAAUCUCUAAAGACUUUAAUGCUAACGUUAAACAUCCAACACAGACGCUGCUUACGUGUGUUCGGUUCUUGCUGGGAUGAGUUCUUCUACAGACACUCGGAACAAAACGUAUUGAAACGCAGUUAUCGCAAUGUGAACUGCAAACGACCUGAAAGUGUCCCGCAUGCGCAGUAAAGGACGCAAUAGCGACAGAGCAUUCUCAUUGUUUUGCUAACCGCCAUAAAGAAGAAGCUGCUCAUUGUUUGCGGAAGUAAACAUCAAUGCUAACGGUGUAGCAUGUCUUGCCAUUUAGAGGUUAUUGUCCAAUCGGAGCAGCAUAUUAACAACGUCAUCCUCAUUACCGCCCGCAGAAUAGUGACGUUUGCCGAGUAUCAUUGACGUUCAGGUCUGAUGAACGUGACUUUACAGUUCAUCCGACAUUCAAAUGUGAUUCAGGUCACAUUUGAAAAGAUCAGAUACGUAUCGGAUAUUCAGGUCGCAUUCGAAAAAAAUCCGACCUGUGUUGCUCGGACCGUCAUGAAAAGAUGAGAUACAGGUCGCAUUAAGGCAAAAAAAAUUGCGUCACUUUGGGCUGCCCUGUGAAAGUAGUCUCAUUAAUCUGAUGAUGUGCCGCCAUGUUUGAACUAAACAUUAGGUUGGAUGGGAUCUGAUUAUCAUCCUGGAUAAGAUGGAAGAAACAAACGAGAGAAAAGAUGACCAUCGUCUCCGUUUAGAGAAUUUUAAAACAAGCAAACCAUCGGUGACGACCAGUUUAUUCACCCACCAGCUAGUGGUGAGAAAGUAGAGAUACAAUUGGUGUUUUACGACUCCUUUUCGCAGUGAGUUCCUCAUAAUCUUCUCCCUGUCUUUCACCGUUUCCCAAAAUGCACCUUGCACAUCUCCCGUCAUGUUGUCCCUCAUUGUCUCCUUGUCCCUCGCCACUCCCUCAGUCCUGCAGUGAAACUGAAUUCAGUCCCGUCUGUUUGGUGUACCUGGUUUUCUCUCCUGGGGAUCCUCACUGUUCAUGUUUCUGACUGCAGGAGGAGACACCUGCUGGUCACCUUGGUAAGAGCCGGCUGCUAAUCGGCAGCUGAGUGAACCUGCCUUAUCUCUGACGGACGCCGUUAGUUGGUCUCUGUGCCUAAAAGCAGCUUCCUUUUUCACCUUUGGCUCCCAACUUUAAAGUUUUUAUCCUCGUUUCUGUCUGAUAUUCAGAGUCCGAUUACAUGUAGUUGUUGCAGCAGCAGCCCAGUUAGAGUAAAAGCCGCCGGCGUUCUGGUUUAAAGUCCAUUCAAGUCAAAUGCAGGCUCUUAAGGUUGCCACAAGGUGACAGACAUUGAUCCCUUUCAGUUAUUUUGAAGGGGGCUCUGCCUGAAGAUUAUACUUCUGUGUAAAGUGUUUUAUCUUUUUCAAUGUUUGUUUUUUUUAUACAUCAUUUUUAUGUUUUUGCAAACAGAUAUUUGUAAAGAUGAAAAAAAAAAAAUCCAAACUUUUAAUCUUAAAUCAUGCUGGAACGCGCACCGUCUUGUACAUUUCAUUUAAAACGUCAACACAUUUAAAGCUGUUUGUGAUCUGUGGUUUUGGUGAAAUCCUUUUGUCUGUUUAGGACCUUUUUCAUACUGUAUUUUUUCUACUCUUUGAACAUUGCUUUCUGCUCAUGUUACACCCCACCAGUAUAAAUCAAAGAACAAGCUGAGAAACUUUAGACAUAAAGACGAAACAGAAACAUGUAUAUUUAAUGUUUGCUGAAGUUUGGCGGAGAAAUUGUGUAAACUAAUUGUAACAUUAAAAAUGAUUUAUUUGUUCCUAAAACUAUUUAAUAAGAUGUUGCAGAAUAAAUCAGUCUUUUUGUCUU
Messenger RNA from Poecilia reticulata (guppy), 7141 nucleotides. The record is from RefSeq and is a predicted model, not a curated record. Lineage: Eukaryota; Metazoa; Chordata; Actinopteri; Cyprinodontiformes; Poeciliidae.